Messenger RNA from Parastagonospora nodorum SN15, 2058 nucleotides. RefSeq lists its product as hypothetical. The transcript has a single exon. The coding region runs from base 1 to 2058 and encodes 685 amino acids. The record is from RefSeq and is a predicted model, not a curated record. NCBI's taxonomy places the organism in Eukaryota, Fungi, Ascomycota, Dothideomycetes, Pleosporales, Phaeosphaeriaceae. Gene Ontology annotation, molecular function: ATP binding; protein kinase activity. Gene Ontology annotation, biological process: protein phosphorylation.
AUGUCGAUGUUUCGCAGACCAGGAGAAGACUCAUCUUCAACAUCCGAAGCGUCCUAUGAUGAGACGGACAAUGAUGACACAGGUGCAUCGCAUCAAGAUAGUGUCCUCUCGCGAAUUCAGACCCUCGACUCAGCAGCCUCCACGCAAUCUGGUCAGAGACCAACACUACCAAGCCUUGAAAUGCGGCAAAAUUCUACCCAAAAUGUUCGAGAUCUGAUGCUUCACGCGCUGCUGGAAGAAAAGGCACUUGCAGCCGCAGCACAAAAGCUUGGCAAAGAUGUCUCCGAUCCGGACGUUCAAAGGAUGGGCCGAGAAGCCUAUCAGGAAAUCGCACGUCAGAUAUCCAACAAUGUCGACGACACGUAUGCCGGCGAGGAAAUGCGAAACCAUCGAGCAACUGCACAGGAGGGCAUCAGCAAACUUACGCGCAAUAACUUGAGCCGACUUGUAGCUGUACCUGAAGGAGCUGCAUUUUCUCAAGCCUUGGCCUCGCGGGCUCGGAAUGGUCUCUCCAUGGAUCUCCCUCGACAACCGUCAACUGGAUUCGACAUACUCUCAGGCAUUCAUGCGCCCACCGAACUGCAGCUGCGUGGCUACCCUGGGUUGCAGACAGAUCGCUACGCUCGCGAAUUUUCAGAACUUGGAAUUGUUGGUAAAGGUGGAUAUGGAAAGGUUUUCAAAGCGAAACACAAGCUCGAUGGCUCAUUCUACGCUGUCAAACGUAUUCCCGUAAGUCCUGCUAAGCUGGCAAAGAUACAGCAUCACGGCUCAGAGGAGCUUGAGAACAUGCUUCAAGAGGUCCGGUCACUAGCUCGAUUCGACCACACUAACGUGGUACGGUACCACAACGCCUGGCUGGAGUUCACGACGGCGCCAAUCGAUGAAACAAUAGUGCCGACGAGUACUCUGUUACGAGAAGAUCGGUUACUUGAGAAUGUGGCUGUAACCUCGGCAGAGCUGCCAUCUCGGGACGAAUUGCACACGAAUAUCGACGACCUUUUCCUUAGUGACCCAUUCGAGAGAGCCAAUGACAGCUAUGGAGAUGGUAUUGUCUUUGAGACAAGCGAUACGGGUGCACAUGCGGACUCUGCGAAAAGCGAGGCCGAGCAUAUGUCCUACAAGGCUCAAUUGAGAAAAUCGUCGCGGCGUAAAGCCCGGCGUGGAAGCCAAGCGAGCCAGGCAACAAUCGCAACAAUAUCGUCUACCAAAUCGCGUAUGAGCGCUGUGGAGGAUGUUGAUGAAGAAGAGGAAGAAGAAGAUGUUGAGAUGAUUCCAAGAUCACACAUGCACUACACAUCGGAAGUCACGGAGAGCAUGGUCACACAAAGCGAUGCUCCUGAUCGCCUCAUCCCACUACGCCAUGUCGGCCCGAUGUUGACGCUCAACGUACAAAUGAGUCUAUGCGAAACGAACCUUGCAGCGUUCUUAUCAGCUGAUCGAUCAAAUACCGAUUCGCUACCAAUUGGCCGACACUGCUUCCACCCAUGCUUGUCGCUCGAGCUCUUCUUGAACAUCAUCUCAGGUGUCGAGUACUUGCACGCGCAAGGCGUAGUACAUCGGGAUCUGAAGCCGGCUAAUGUCUUCCUAUCCCUUUCUUCCGCGCGCCAUCCACCCUACGGCUCCGUCGACUUAUCGACUUGUAAGGUAUGUCCAAAGCGCGGCUGCUUGCACAUUACACCGCGCAUUGGUGACUUCGGGCUCGUAGCAGCACUCGAUGAUAGUUGCUUGGAUAUUGGUGCGAUCAGUAAGCCAGUCGGCACCGAAUUUUAUCGUCCGGACACCAGUCUUAGGAUCAACGAGAAGCUGGACGUCUUCGCACUUGGAGUGAUGGGGUUCGAAAUGCUGGAAGCUUUUGGGACCCGGAUGGAACGCGCUGCUGCACUUGCUGACCUUCGCCGUGGAAAGUUCCCGGACGACUUUUCACGGAAGAUAGAGAAUGUGGGCGACGAGGUGCAAUCGCUACUCAGUAGCAUGCUCCAUGCGGACGAGCAACAGCGACUUGGCUGCGAGGAUGCGAGGAGAGAGAUCGGGAACGUGGUUCAGUCCUUGAAAGCAUAA